UGUUGCCGAGCAGCAGGCUUUUAGUUGCCAUCGGCGCGUCCAUGAAAUCGUGUCGCUUGGUUCGUGGUUGCGGCCUCGAAAGCGGCGUGUGAAGUGCGGCGCACUUUUUUUUUGUUGUAAAGCAAAAAGAACAGAAAAACAAGAAGGAAACGAAACAAAAGCGCACAACUGUACCGAACGUAACUGGCCCGGUAGUUGUGUAUGUUUCUGUGAACGUGUGUGUCCGCGCGCGCAUCUGUGUGUGUAUAAGUGUAUUGCAAGCGAGAGCGAGAGUGCCAAACGAUAUUUUGUAUAUUUAAGAAGUAGGUGUUUGAUGGAAGCGCACGCAGCCGACCAAGCGACGAUCGUAUGCGAUAUUUAACGUGUGAGAACCGACACGCAUAAACAAGACAAACAAAAUUAACACAACAUAAAACACAGUCCACGGCUGGAAGAAGGCUCACACCAUGGACGAUGAUCAGCAGUUUUGUCUUCGAUGGAACAAUCACCAGAGUACACUCAUCUCGGUGUUCGACACACUGCUGGAGAAUGGUACACUGGUCGAUUGUACAUUGGCGGCCGAAGGAAAAUUCCUGAAGGCACACAAAGUUGUUCUGUCGGCGUGCAGUCCCUACUUUGCGACCCUACUCUCCCAACAGUACGACAAACAUCCGAUCUUCAUACUCAAAGAUGUGAAAUUUCAAGAAUUGCGCGCCAUGAUGGACUACAUGUACCGUGGCGAGGUAAACAUUUCCCAGGACCAGCUGGCCGCCCUGCUCAAGGCAGCCGAAUCGCUGCAGAUCAAGGGCCUGUCCGACAAUCGCAGCAGCUCGUCGUCCGCGUCCGGGACGGGUGGAGGCGUGCAUCCGCAACAGCAACAAAAACAAAGCGAUGCACCUACCGCAAAAUCACUUCAGCCUCCCGUACCUGCUAGCAAGGCUUCUGGUCUCACCAUCGAGAACAAAAGGACCCUGAAGUCGGAGUUGCUCGAGUCCGAUGUGUCCGGUUCGCGGGAAGGAUCCACUAGUCCCACGUCGCGAAAACGUAAAAAAGUUCGCAGACGAAGUGUAGAUACGAACAACCUACUAAUAGAUAAUCAUGACCAGCAUUCAAAUUCCUCAUCACAUUCAAUGCACACUGGCAGUGGCGCAAGUGCGGCUGUAUCAGCAGCCUCCGCCAACGUCGCCGCUUCAUCUCUGUCCUCGUCGUCGUCUACCGCUGCCGUCGGUAGCAACAGCAGCGCUAAUGUGCUGUCGGUUGCCGCCGUGGCCGCUGCCGCCGCACUCAAAAAGACUGAAACCGUUCAACAGGCUGCCGCCGAAACAUUGAAACUCCAGAAGCAGCAAGCGGCUGCCGCCGCGGCCGCCGCUCAGUCCUCGGACGAUGAUGAACGAUGUGGACCAGGCAGUGUGGCAACCGGCACCGAACACGACGACGGAAACGACCUUUCGGACAAUGAGCACGAUGGCGACGGUGGUUCUUCGGUAAAGUCUGGCUCGCGACAUCAUCACCUGCGAGAUGGCAGCAGACGUGGUAAAACUUCUACCUCGUCGAUGGGAGAAAUGAUGAUCGAACCGAAGAGCGAAUACGAAGAUGUGCAGGAUGAGAAUGUUGAGGAUUUGACAAUGGACGAUGAAGAUUUAAUGGACGAACUGGACCAACCCGGACCGAGCCACGGUGGCGAUGUAUCUAGUCAAGGGUAUGCACAAUGGCCGAUGGAUCGUGAGCAGAACGAAGCGUUUAUUGCCGCUCAGGACGCAGUUGGUGGACAGCAUCGAGACGCACAAGGCAAACGAAAGGUGGUGAUACUGAAGCGCGCAACGGCUGGUGGUGGUGGUGGUGGUUCGCUGAGUGAGGCUGGAUCAUCUGCUGGCGGAACCAUUGGUGGAGGUGCGACAAAAAAGAUCAAAACCAUUACGGUGACGACCGCGGAACCUGCGCUGCUGGUUGACGAGAGUGAUAUUCCUUUGCUUACGCACCACCAACCCCACCAUCACCAGGAGGUGCGCCUACGGCAGCAAUCCGAUCGACAGCAGCAAAAUACGCUGAUAGGAGGAGGCAGUAGUAGUGUGAUGUGUGGAACGGCAGCGGCAACGACGUCUGCAAACUCCUCCGGUGGUGGUACAGCAACCAUGACCGUGAUGGCUACGCUGGCGGCCGAACCGAGCGAUGGUGGCGAGGCGUCGCCGACCACGACGCUCAUCACGCACGCGACGCCCGUCGUGCUGAAUGAUUGUUUGCUGGAGAGUAAAAACAUCGUUGUGACCAAGAAGGACAACAACUACAUACUGUUCACGGCCGAUCCAGACCCGUCGCCGGAACCGCAGACGACGACGACCAGCGCCGGAACGACGGUCAUGCUGCCUAUGCGUGGUGCGACGCUGGUCGCGACCGGGGGCAGUGGAAGUACGGCGGCCGGUGGUAACGCGACCACCACCACCACCACUGCCACCAUCAUCGAUGCAAUGCGGAUAGAGGAUCUGCUGAAGAAGGAAAAGAUUAUCAAACAGACGGAACUGCAUCCGGACGGGACCACGGCGACGACGUACAUAUUCGAUGAGUGCGAUAUCUUGCCGAUCAAAGCAACGGCCGGUACGAUUGCGAAAGGAGGCAGCGUUACACUGUCACCCGGCACGGUCGGCACGGCGAUGGUGGGCAAGCGAGUAUCGGGUGGUGUUGCUGCGUCCCCAGCGAACAGCGCCCCGGGAGCAUCGAUCGUCAACUCGGCCACUACCAUCGUCACGCCUGUGUCCAUCCACAAGGUGGUGGAUGCGGCCGCAAACGAGCUUAUCGUUCCGACGGUGAUGAAAGCCGACGGUGGCGGUGUGCGCAAAAUAGCGCACGGCACUUCGGUCGGCGGUGUCGCCUCCGGUAAACCGUUCAGCCAUCCCCGGAUCAAGUACUCACGUGCUAAGAACCCGUACAGCGCUUCGGCUAACGUUGGGCUGACCUCAUCCACCAUCACGAUGCCAAUCCUGACCAUCCCGACUGUGACGCCGCCGAGCGCUGCCUCCGGUAACAGUGCAACGGUACAGCUGCAGGAAGUAGCCCAGCAGCAGCAGCAGCAGCUAGUUCCGGCAACGACCAACACCACCACAGUGACCGGCACCGAGCGGCAGCUGUUGAACUUUUCGCUGUCGCGGAAACUGAGCUCGGCGGUGCAACAGGCGCAGCAGCAGCACGUCACGAUCACCGGUGCGGGAACACCUGGUUUGACGACGAUCAACGCAUCGACCAUACAGCAGAUCCCGAUCGCUGCAGCAAUUAGUGGUGGUGGUGGUGGUGGUACACGCGGCACCUCGGUCACGACCCGCUACACGGUGAACGAGUAUGAAACGUCCGGCUCAAACACGUCCCAAAGUGCGGACUUUCCGCCCGGCAUGAUCGACGAUCUCGACUACUCGGUGAUCGAGGACAUUGAUCCCAUCGAUAUAUCGGACGGUGUGACGACCAACUUUAGUAACGUCGUUGCCGCAGCCGCUGCGGCAGCAGCCACGAAUUUAGCGUCCUCCUGUCAGCAGCAACAGCAGCAGCAGCAGCAGCAGCAACAGACCACGACGACCAUGGCACUCGUGACCGGGAGCAAAAUGUCAUCGGAUGUGGACAACAAUGGAUCUCAAAGUGACGACGAGGAGGACGGCGAUCAGGACCUGAUGGACGACGAUGGCAGUGGCGAGCCGGACGACGACGACGCCGGCAACCAGCACAUCACAAAGUACAGCACCAAGGUGCUGAAGCUGAAGAAGGACAGUGGUGGCAGCGGGCAGCCGGGUGGCGGCACCAAGCUGCUUAACGCUUCGGCGGGUGAUAGCAAAUUUGCGCUGCUAGCCAACCCAAACAUCAUGCGCAACUUCGAGUACACGGUGAACGAAUCGACGGUGGUAAGUGACACGGACGAUGGGGAGGUGCGCCAGUAUGUGUGCAGGCACUGUGGCAAGCGGUACCGCUGGAAGUCGACCCUGCGGCGCCACGAGAAUGUGGAAUGCGGUGGCAAGGAAGCUUCCCACCAGUGUCCGUACUGCAGCUACAAGGCGAAGCAGCGCGGCAAUCUGGGCGUGCACAUACGCAAGCAUCACGCCGAGAUGCCGCAGCUCGAGAGCCGCCGUCGGUCGAACAAGUCGCGCAACUCGAUGUAACCGGUCGAUGUAACUGCUGUGCUGUUGGGUGUUUUUCCUUGUGCUAAGGAAUUUUCCGAUCUCUCCAUACCUCUUUUUUGCUUCGAUAACAGAGACCAGUGAACUUUUGUAAUUCUGUUGGAGUAGCGCUUCAAGAUGGCGGCUCCUCCUUUUCGUGCACAGACCCAUUGGCACCUUGGCCAUUGCUUGCUUUUUUCCAUCCUUCGGCAAUACGUUUAGCACCCAUGCAAUAUGAUUUCAAGUAGUUCUGUAGCUCUGCAAGUAAUUUAGACAGUUUUUGCAGUACGUUACGAGGAUUGAAUCCAGUUUUUUAAGCUUCUCAAAAGCUUCAUUGGAAGUGUUUUAAUUUAUUUUGCCACGAAUGCCGAUUGGCUUGGUUGCAGCUCGCAGUUGAAAGACUAUUCCAAAGUACAUUCGAUCCCCAGUCCUGUCGUGUGAAAAGGGACAAUGCAUCGGCUCUAUUGUUUAGCGACUCAAAUAAUAUGUUGCUCACUAAAUAAUUUAGUGUUUUAACUUUCUCUCUCUCUCACCGUCUGUCUCGACACUACUGUCUCUGUGAGUUAGUUUUGUUUUUUAUUUAUGCAUUUCCGGCCAUACUUUUACUACUACUACAACAGCUAUCACAACCACCUAUCUAUCGGUUAUGAACGAACGCUACGAGGAGGCUGAGUCGAUUCCUUUGGGCGUGUUUACGUGUAAUCGAGAUUUUGCCAUCUUUAAGGAAGCAGCGUGUUUUUUUUUUAAAUGAAAAGCGACGGAGCCAAAUUGCGCGCGACUGUGUAUCCGUGUCUCCGAGUGUUCCGAGCUAUCCUCUCUUGUCCCGGUCAUAGUCGCGGCUACAAUUUAAACUAGCGUUUUCUUUACGAUUAGUGUAACUAGACACGAUAAGGGCGUAACAUUAAUUUAAGUAUUUUACUGAUUGCUGAUUAUCCAUCUGUUUGAUAUCUAUACGUAUAAACAAGUGUGUGUGUGUGUGUGAAUGUAGUGAAGUGCUAAAUGACAGAGGAAGGAACUCGUUUUUUUUUCGUUUUCGCCAACAACAAGCUGCUACUCUCAUCUGCUUUCAAACCCCAUGUUCUUUUGCAUUAAGUCGCCCAGACUUCUUAUAGUAUGUAAUCCAGCCUUUUUGCCCCAUUACUGUACUCUGUGUACUUUUUGUGUGUUUCAUAAAAUCGUUUGAAUGCAUUUGAAUGCAGUUGCUUGCGCGAAGCAGUAGCGGUCUUAAUUAUCGUUAUACGAUAUUCUACAUACACUUCUAAUCGCUGACAGUGUGAAUGUGUGUGUGUGUGUGUGUGUGCGGUAUGCAUUGUUGUAAGCACACAGGUGACGCUAAGCAAAGCAGCAGCCCUGAAAGCAAUAAUAGAUUUUUCAUUUCAUACUUAGAGUAGCGCGUUAAUAUAAUAUGGUGUUGCCAUCUGCAUUUCUGUACGAUUAAGCUUUCACGGAAGAGAUUUGUGCCGCGCUUAACUGCUGUUAUUAUGUUCAUCCGGUUUUUCCGUACUGAUUUCACUUUAACUUUUAAGGUAGUAUGAGAGCAGGUGGGGUGAAACUUUGUGAAGCGGAAAGUAGUGCAAAAAGUAUUUUUGAGCUAUGAUUAUAGUGUGAAAGCAUAACAUACAAAUUAGAUUCUAGUAGCUGUGCGGGGGGUGUGUGUGUAAGGUAAUGUGAUGUGAGACGAAAGGAUGGCAGAGAACAACUAUUUACUUGUGGGUCAGGUGAGAAACAAAAUCACACACACACACUCACACAAAAUGUUAAAAAAGAGGAUAUUUUGGCCGAAGGACGUAAAAUUUUGCAACACAUUACGAUGAUGAUGAUGAUGAUGAUGAUGAUGGGGGAACAACAAUGCACCAGUUAUUAAUUAAAGGCGCUCACUGUGUAGGUGUGUUAGAAGGUCAGCUGUUAGUUCAACACACAUUGAAACACACACACACAAGCACGCAAACGGAAAGCGCAUUAAAGUUAAGAAUUUUAUAGAUUGUGUCAAUGUUCUGCUCGUGGUCGUGGUUUCCGAACCGAGCCACAAACAUCCUCCCCCCCCCCUCCCCCUUAUUUUGUGUAUAAAAAAUAAUUGUCGUGCAUACAUAUAAAUUUUAUAUAAAAAUAUAUAUAUUAAAUAUAUAUUAAAAAGAAAACAAAAAAGCGCGGAAAACAAACAGCAACACGAAGCCAAAAACUAUCGACGAGUCGCGUGGCCAGCAGGAAGAGGAAAUAUAUAUAUACAUAUACAUAGUGGUUCCCCACGCACUUAUGUGGAUGGAUUGCAAAUGGUGCAAAUAGUUGGUUGCUAACAUAUGCCCCCAGAGUUAGAGCUAUUUUAAAAUCAUAACAUGUUAGCAAACAAAUAAGAAAAAAAAAACUGGAAAUUAACACAAACAUACACAUCAGCAGAGGACACACAAGAACUAUUAAAAGAAAACAAAAUCAUGCAAACUGCACCGUCAAGCCAGAAAACUCUAUUUGUGAGUACAAAAGCUAAGAGAGAGCAAAAUAGGGGUUAAACGGAGGAAACAAAAAACAUACAGAAAAUGCUGGCAGAAAC
This is a messenger RNA of Anopheles stephensi (Asian malaria mosquito), 6657 nucleotides long. Its product is annotated as longitudinals lacking protein, isoforms F/I/K/T-like. Lineage: Eukaryota; Metazoa; Arthropoda; Insecta; Diptera; Culicidae. Gene Ontology annotation, biological process: regulation of transcription by RNA polymerase II. Gene Ontology annotation, cellular component: nucleus. Gene Ontology annotation, molecular function: protein binding. The transcript is spliced from 8 exons. The coding region runs from base 447 to 4115 and encodes 1222 amino acids. The record is from RefSeq and is a predicted model, not a curated record.